CUUGAUAGCGUGGUUUGGCAACAACAAGCCGGCAUUCGCGUGCGGAACGAGUUUUCGUGAAAUUCUAUAUAAGUAGCUGUUUGAAUCAAAGACUUACCAUCAGUUUUUUUUUGGAGCAGGUGCAUACUCAAUGACACUCGGGCUUUCCGGCUGCAGUAAGCAGGAGACAACUAUUCGGCUGUGCGUUCAGAGUUAAAGUGAAAUCUAUCAAAACAUUCGUUGGCAUUUAAUAGGACUUACACCGAUUGAAAGUAGUGAAGUAGUGAACAGUAGUGGAGGUGAGUUUGUAUUGGUAAAAAUUCAGCCCUAAGAUGCCGCAAGUGUCAGAACCAAACACAAAAUUACACCCAAUCAAUGAUUGCCCGACAAAGUUGCGUUCUUCCGAUAGUAACCAAAUAGGGGGCACUCCUGUCGUGCAUGGAAAUGUCACCCAGCUUUCGGCCAAGAUUCGAGCAUACGUCGAAGAGUCCGUGGCACUGUGCCAACCGGAUCGGAUUCAUAUUGUCGACGGAAGCCACGAGGAAAGUGAUAUCCUGCUACAUACUCUGGAAACCCGCGGUACGAUCAAACCUGUUACGCACUUUGAACACUGUUGGAUUGCACACACCGAUCCGGCUGAUGUGGCUCGUGUAGAAUCCAGGACAUUCAUUUGCACUGAACGUCGUGAACAGGCUAUUCCCACACCGAGGGAGGGUGUCAGGGGGACUCUGGGCAACUGGAUCUCACCGGCAGAUUACGAAGCUGCCAUUAAGGCUCGUUUUCCCGGAUGUAUGAAAGGACGCACCAUGUACGUGAUACCGUACUCAAUGGGACCGAUUAAAUCUCCACUGUCCAAGUUCGGAAUUGAGCUCACAGACUCAGCAUACGUUGUCUGCUCGAUGCACAUCAUGACACGUAUGGGUUUAAACGUGCUGGAAAAACUGACAGAUAACUCGGAUUUCAUCAAGGGAUUACAUUCGGUAGGAACACCCGCCAGCGGUAAAAUCGCAAUGGCAUUCUGGCCUUGUGAUCCAGAACGCACCAUCAUCCUGCACAAACCGGCCACGAACGAAAUCGUGUCUUACGGAUCUGGUUACGGUGGUAAUUCCCUUCUGGGAAAGAAAUGUUUCGCUCUGCGUAUUGGAAGUACAAUCGCACAACGCGAAGGUUGGCUUGCCGAACAUAUGUUGAUUCUGGGCAUCACCAAUCCAAAGGGUGUUAAGAAAUACAUCGCCGCCGCUUUUCCGUCUGCUUGUGGUAAAACUAACCUAGCGAUGUUAAAUCCCACUCUCCCGGGGUACAAGAUGGAGUGUGUUGGUGACGAUAUAGCCUGGAUGAAACUGGACUCGAAAGGUCAGCUGCGUGCGAUCAACCCGGAAAAUGGAUUCUUCGGCGUCGCUCCGGGGACAUCAAGCGAAACCAACCCGAACGCGAUGAAUAUAGUGCACAAAAACACGAUCUUCACCAACGUUGCGUCCACUUCAGAUGGUGGUGUAUUUUGGGAAGGGAUGGAGCACGACAUCUCUCCGGAUGUAGAAAUCACCGACUGGAUGGGGAAACCGUGGAAAAUGGGAGUAUCGAAGACACCCGCCGCGCAUCCCAAUUCGAGAUUCUGCGUUCCGGCCCGUCAAAGUGCGAUAAUUGAUCCUGCCUGGGAGGAUAAUGAUGGUGUUCCAAUUUCAGCCAUUAUAUUUGGUGGUCGUCGUCCCGACGGAGUCCCGCUCGUAUACGAAGCCAAUUCUUGGGCACAUGGAGUUUUCAUUGGAUCGGCGAUGCGCAGUGAAACUACUGCCGCUGCUGAACAUAAAGGAAAACAGAUCAUGCAUGAUCCGUUCGCCAUGCGACCGUUCUUUGGUUACAAUUUUGGACACUAUAUGAAACACUGGCUCACCAUGGAAGAACGUGCCGCCAAACUUGGUGGUCAUAUGCCGAAGAUUUUCCACAUCAAUUGGUUCCGCAAGGGUGACAACGGUGAGUACCUCUGGCCUGGUUUCGGCGAGAACUGUCGUGUGCUGGAAUGGAUUCUGCAGCGUGUGGACGGUCAGGAUUGCUAUGAGCAAACACCGAUCGGUCGAAUUCCGGCACCUGGUGCACUGAACUACGAAGGACUACACGCUCCGGUAAACGAGAAGAAGCUAUUUUCUAUUCCGAAGGAUUUCUGGCUGCUGGAAGUCGAGGAUAUUAGACAGUACUACGCCGAUCAGGUGCCGCACGAUUUACCACCGGAAAUUGCAAAGGAACUGGAUGAUCUUCAGCGUCGUAUCGAGCAGAUGUGAAAAGUUAUCAUGAUUUGUGAAAAACAUUUUUUGUAAGCAUUUAUUAUCUAACUGUCAAUGCAAAAAAAUACACUUGAAGAUCAACAUUUUUGAGAUGAUCAGAUGAAGUUUCUGAUUUUUUACUGUAGACAUAUCAGCUUCGACGAUUGCCUUCUGAUUACUAUACUAAGCACUGAAUUAAAUCAAUAAAUACGCAUAUCUCGAGUAUAUUGCUGCACGUAGUUGUGUAUGCAUUAGGUUUGUGUAAAAUUUUUAGGAAAGUUUGCUAGUUUACUUGUACAAUUUGAUUGAAUAAAACAACAUUUGAUUUCAAAGUA
Messenger RNA from Malaya genurostris, 2572 nucleotides. RefSeq names its product phosphoenolpyruvate carboxykinase [GTP]-like. Lineage: Eukaryota; Metazoa; Arthropoda; Insecta; Diptera; Culicidae. Gene Ontology annotation, biological process: response to starvation; hepatocyte differentiation; cellular response to dexamethasone stimulus. The transcript is spliced from 3 exons. The record is from RefSeq and is a predicted model, not a curated record. The coding region runs from base 312 to 2255 and encodes 647 amino acids. Gene Ontology annotation, cellular component: cytosol. Gene Ontology annotation, molecular function: phosphoenolpyruvate carboxykinase (GTP) activity; GTP binding; manganese ion binding.